Molecule: messenger RNA, 2214 nt
Organism: Dromiciops gliroides (monito del monte)
Lineage: Eukaryota; Metazoa; Chordata; Mammalia; Microbiotheria; Microbiotheriidae
Product: sodium/nucleoside cotransporter 2-like
Exons: 18
Coding region: 65-2056 (663 amino acids)
Biological process (GO): cytidine transport; pyrimidine nucleobase transport; uridine transmembrane transport
Cellular component (GO): membrane
Molecular function (GO): pyrimidine- and adenosine-specific:sodium symporter activity
Source: RefSeq, a predicted model, not a curated record
CCAACAGCCUCUUCUCGCUCUGCCCCUCCUCCCUUACAAGAGCUGCCUUCGAGGCUGGUAGGAGAUGGAGGAGAAAAAGAGAGAGAAAGAGCCUAUUUCUUUAAUUUCUGUGGAGAAUGGUGUGGAGAAUCUAGACUUGGAGCUUAUGGAGGAAAAACAGAAUACAGAGGGAACUACAUUGUCUAAAGUGCAAGGGAGUCAUCUGAAAGAUGAGGAGAUUUGGCCUUUCCUUUUUUGGAGGAGGAGCCUGAAGUCUUUCUCCAAGGCAAGACAUUUCUGCAAAGUUCAUGACCAAUUGUUUUGGUGGAUCCUGCUGGGAUUGAUGUGUAUAGCUUAUGUUGCCUUCUUGUUGGCUGCUUGUAUCCUGAACUUCCAGAGGGCUCUGGCCUUGUUCAUCUUCACCUGUGUGAUGUUCUUCUUCCUGUCCCACAGCCUAUUAUUUGAUAGGCUCUUUGGGAAGAAGCUGAUGAGGUAUCUCAAGUUCUCUGGAAAAACCCGCCUGAACUAUUGUCUGAAAUGGGGCAUGGGGGCAGCCAUUCUGAUCAGCUUGGUUUCAUGGCUAAUUCUGGACACUUCACGAAGUCCAAAGCAACUGAUUUCCUUCACUGGUUUCUGUCUAUUCAUCACCAUCCUUUUUGUAUGCUCCAAGCAUCACCAUGCAGUAUCCUCUAAGACAGUGCUGUGGGGCCUUGGACUCCAGUUUUCUCUUGGAAUCUUUGUCAUCAGAACUAAUCCUGGAUUUGCCGCAUUUCAGUGGCUGGGUAACCAGAUUCAGGUUUUCCUGGAUCAUACCAAAGUUGGUUCCAGAUUUGUCUUUGGAAACAGGCUGAUUCAAGAAGUCUUUGCUUUUCAGGUUUUACCAAUAAUUAUUUUCUUCAGCUGUGUAAUGUCUGUUCUCUACCACGUGGGCCUUAUGCAGUGGGUGAUCCAGAAGAUUGCCUGGUUGAUGCAGGUCACCAUGGGUACCAUAGCCACAGAGACUCUCAGUGUGGCAGGAAAUAUCUUUGUGGGUAUGACAGAGGCACCUUUACUGAUCCAGCCUUACCUUGUAGAUAUGACACGCUCUGAAAUCCAUGCCUUGAUGACUGGAGGUUUCGCUACAAUUGCAGGCAGCGUCAUGGGAGCCUACAUGUCUUUUGGGAUUGACUCCACAUCUUUAAUUGCUGCCUCUGUAAUGGCUGCACCUUGUGCUCUUGCCCUGUCCAAGUUGGUUUAUCCAGAAGUGGAAGAAUCCAAGUUCAAGAACGAGGAGGGGGUGAUACUGUUGCAUGGGGAGGCGCAGAACCUUUUGGAAGCUAUUACCAAUGGAGCAGCAAUUUCAGUGGGAGUUGUUGCUAACACUGCUGCCAAUCUGAUUGCCUUCCUGGCUCUAUUAGACUUUAUCAACACAGUCCUUUCCUGGCUAGGGGAGAUGGUGAACAUACAGGGACUCUGCUUCCAGGUCAUCUGUUCAUAUGCCUUGCGACCCGUGGCCUUUAUAAUGGGUGUGGACUGGGAAGACUGUCCAAUGGUGGCAGAGAUGCUGGGAAUAAAGUUCUUCCUGAAUGAGUUUGUGGCCUAUAAGCAGCUGUCUCAGUACAAGAACAAACGACUCUCUGGAAUUGAGGAGUGGGUCGGGGGUGAGAAACAGUGGAUUUCUGUGAGAGCAGAAAUCAUCACAACUUUUGCCCUUUGUGGAUUUGCGAACCUGGGCUCCAUUGGGAUCGUCUUAGGAGGUCUGACCUCAAUGGUGCCCCACAGGAAGAGGGACUUUUCCAGCACUGUGAUCAGUGCUCUCCUCACAGGGUCCUGUGUAUCCCUCGUCAAUGCUUGUGUUGCAGGAAUCCUCUAUGUCCCCAGAGGAGCUGAGGCCAAUUGUGUUUCCUUUCUCAACAAAACAAAUUUUACCACCAACAACUAUGAGAACUAUGUUUGUUGCAAAGAACUUUUCAGAAGCAUCGUCCUCAAUGUCAGUAAUGCCCCUUCCUUCUCUGGUCUCUGGGAAGAUGUGGAGUCCAGUGCAGAGACUCUGACCAGCUGCUGCCAACUCUUCAGCCACAUUUCCUGCCCACCUUGAGGUGACCCUCCAAAGCUCUAGUUACACAAGCUGUAGGAGGUUGUGCUUCCUGUCUGUAGCCUCAGCUGCCCAGCACUAUUGUGACCCUCAUCAUGCUGUGGGCACCAUUAAGGAGCGGGCUUGGUGAACAGAGCUAAUCCAUAAUGGAGAAGCAUUAG